AUGACAGAAAAACGAAGAAAAAUACAGCCCAGGCCUCAUGUGCCUAAACUACGUUUCGGCAAAGUCAACUCACCUCAGCUCAGUCGAGGCACAAUAGAGCCACCUCACGUUGCCUCAAGCCUAGGUAACAUGGAAGGCAAAAAAUGGAAAGGGAAGAGAGAGAAGGACAAGGACGAGGAGAAGGAGCUAGAGAAGGAGAAGGAGGAGGAGGAGAAAGUCGCAUUUGAGAAAGACACUGGUAGACAUUGCCAGAAGACAAAGUCAAGCAUCUCAAGCUUGAAGCCAGUUAACAGCCCUCAAGUUUCACAGAUAAAUUAG
Molecule: messenger RNA, 318 nt
Organism: Ilex paraguariensis (yerba mate)
Lineage: Eukaryota; Viridiplantae; Streptophyta; Magnoliopsida; Aquifoliales; Aquifoliaceae
Source: the annotation of a GenBank genome assembly